AUGAAGGACAGCGGAGACUCCAAGCACCAACUCAUGGUGGCGCUGCGGGUCCGGCCCAUCAGCGUGGCAGAGCUGGAGGAGGGAGCUACCCUCAUCGCCCACAAGGUGGAUGAACAGAUGGUCGUUCUCAUGGACCCCAUGGAGGAUGCCGAUGACACCCUGCGGGCCCACCGCUCCCGAGAGAAGUCCUACCUGUUUGAUGUGGCCUUCGACUUCACUGCCACCCAGGAGAUGGUGUACCAGGCCACCACCAAGAGCCUCAUCGAGGGGGUCAUCUCGGGCUACAAUGCCACCGUCUUUGCCUACGGACCUACUGGCUGCGGGAAGACCUACACCAUGCUGGGUACUGACCACGAGCCGGGCAUUUACGUCCGCACGCUCAAUGACCUCUUCCGCGCCAUUGAGGAGACCAGCAGCGACAUGGAGUACGAGGUGUCCAUGUCCUACCUGGAGAUCUACAAUGAGAUGAUCCGGGACCUACUGAACCCCGCCCUGGGGUACCUGGAACUGCGGGAGGAUUCCAAAGGAGUGAUCCAGGUGGCUGGAAUCACCGAGGUGUCCACCAUCAACGCCAAAGAGAUUAUGCAGCUGCUAAUGAAGGGGAACCGGCAGAGGACACAGGAGCCCACGGCCGCCAACCAGACCUCGUCCCGCUCCCACGCCGUGCUGCAGGUGGCUGUGCGUCAGCGCAGCCGCAUCAAGAACAUCCUGCAGGAAGUGCGGCAGGGCCGCCUCUUCAUGAUUGACCUGGCGGGUUCUGAGCGGGCCUCCCAGACGCAGAACCGGGGGCAGCGCAUGAAGGAGGGCGCCCACAUCAACCGCUCCCUGCUGGCCCUGGGCAACUGCAUCAACGCGCUGAGUGACAAGAGCAGCAACAAGUACAUCAACUACAGGGACAGCAAGCUGACCCGGCUGCUGAAGGACUCCCUGGGGGGGAACAGCCGCACAGUAAUGAUUGCCCACAUCAGCCCAGCCAGCAGCGCCUUUGAGGAGUCUCGGAAUACCCUGACCUACGCCGGCCGGGCCAAGAACAUCAAGACCAGGGUGAAGCAGAACCUACUGAGUGUCUCCUACCACAUCGCCCAGUACACCGCCAUCAUCGCCGACCUGCGCGGCGAGGUCCAGCGGCUCAAGUGCAAGAUCGACGCGCAGGCGGGCCGGGGCGGGGCCCGGGGCCGGAUGGAGCGCGGCGACAUCCGCCACAUCCAAGCCGAGGUCCAGCUGCACAGUGGGCAGGGCCAGCAGGCUGAAAUGGCGCAGCUCCGGGAGCAGCUGGUCAGCGCCUUCCAGGAGCAGAUGGACGUGCGCAGGCGCCUGCUGGAGCUGGAGAACCACGCCAUGGAAGUCCAAAUUGACACCUCCCACCACCUGCUCACCAUCGCCGGCUGGGAGCAGGAGAAAUCCCGCAGGACCCUCAAGUGGCGCGAGGAGCAGCGGAAGGAGUCCUUCACCAAGGAUGACAGCGAGAAGGACUCGGACACAGGCGAUGACCAGCCGGACAGUCUGGAGCCGCCCGAGGUGGCCUCAGCCCGGGAGAACAUCGCCGCCCUGGUGGGCGAGCAGAAGAAGCUGCGCCAGGAGAAGCUGGCGCUGGAGCAGCGCUGUCGUGAGCUGCGCACGCGCGGCCGCCGCCUGGAGGAGACGCUCCCGCGGCGCAUCGGCUCCGAGGAGCAACGCGAGGUGCUCAGCCUGCUGUGCCGCGUGCACGAGCUCGAGGUGGAGAACACGGAGAUGCAGUCGCACGCGCUGCUGCGCGACGGCGCGCUCCGCCACCGCCGCGAGGCCAUGCGCCGCCUGGAGCAGCACCGCUGCCUCUGUGAUGAGAUCAUCCAAGGCCAGCGGCAGGUCAUCGACGACUACAACCUGGCAGUCCCCCAGCACCUGGAAGAGCUCUAUGAGGUGUACCUGCGGGAGCUAGAAGAGGGUAGCCUGGAGCGGGCCACCAUCAUGGACCGAGUGGCCUCCCGGGCUCUGCAGGACAGCUCCUUGCCCAAAAUUGCCCCUGCAGGGACCCUGCUGACCCCAGAUUCUGACCUAGAGAGCGCGAAGACCCUAAGCUUAGAGGCCCAACACCUGCCAAACUGCAGCCUCCCCCCACUCAGCACGGAGAGUGAAGCUAACCAGGUGUUCAAGGCCAAUCCCCGGGCCUGGCAGGUGAAGGGCUCCUCCGUGCCCACCCCGCCCCCCAUCCAGAUCGGUGGCCUGGUGACCCAGGAGACCCCUACUCUGGACUGCAUGGCCAGCCUGAGCAGCAGGAUGAACUCCUCCCCGGACAGCAUCGAGAACCUGGCAGACAUGCCCUUGUCCCACAAAGAGCGGAAGGAGAUUGUCACCAGCACCAAGUGCAUUUCCGUGAAGGCAGCGCGGCGGCGCUCGCGGGCUCUGGGCACCGAGGGCCGCCACCUGCUAGUGCCCGCGGCGGAGCGCAGCAGCCUGUCCCUGCGUUCGCUGAGCGAGGCGGACGAUGCGCGGCCCCAUGGCCCGCCGGCCUACAAGCGGCCGCCCAGCCCCACACUGCAGGACGCAGUCAGUGAGGACAACCUGUCCAGCAGCACCAGCGAGGCCCCAGCCCAGCCGGCUGGACCGCGCGGCCAGAAGAAAAGCCCCUGCAAGAAACGCGAAGAGUCAAUAGAGGUCAAGAGAAGGAAGCGGAGGUCCAGGUCCUUUGAGGUCACAGGGCAAGGGCUCACCGCCCCCAAGAACCACCUCCUGGGGCUGCGAACCGUGGAGAACACCUCAGACCACAGGGUGCCAGCCAACGGGCACCCAGCCCCCAGGACCCGGCACCCUGAAAAGGCCACGCUGCCUUUGGCCAAAGUCAAACUCCCUCCAGGCCAGAUGGCAGGUCCUGGGGGCCCCUCACCUCUUGCUGUUCCCCCCAACCCAGCUGGUGUUUCCCGACGGGCUGCCCGAGGGCCCCGCCUGUCUCAUGGCCCAAGCACCCAUGGCAAAGAUGGACGUUUCCGCCGUAAUUGAGGGGCCUGCCUGCCACUGACCCUCCUGCCCCGCCCCACCUUGAGUGGGGUGUCUCAGGGAAAUGGGAGAUGGAGGUGGGGCAGAGGGUGUGACAGGGGAGCUGGGUUGCAGGGUCUCAAAAGCCCUAGGUUCUCCGAAGUUCUAAACCUAUCAUGUCUUCAGUGUCACCUGGGAUGGAAGGUGACAUCAGGAGGCAGGGUGGGGACAACCCUGGACAGAACCCUCAUGCCAAAACCCUGCACCGACAGACCUGUGGCCAGAAGCGGCCUCGGAGAUG
Molecule: messenger RNA, 3253 nt
Organism: Echinops telfairi (small Madagascar hedgehog)
Lineage: Eukaryota; Metazoa; Chordata; Mammalia; Afrosoricida; Tenrecidae
Gene: KIF19
Product: kinesin family member 19
Exons: 20
Coding region: 1-2976 (991 amino acids)
Biological process (GO): microtubule-based movement
Molecular function (GO): microtubule motor activity; microtubule binding; ATP binding
Source: RefSeq, a predicted model, not a curated record